UGCUUUAUCUGUGGAAUGUGGAUCGUGAAUGACAGAAGAAGUUGUUUAAGUUCUUUAUUAUAUAGAAAUAUUACUGUUGAAUUUUGCUGGGUUCCGGGACAUUCAGGAAUUUUUGGUAACGAACUUGUAGACAAGCUUGCCAAAUCCACAGAAAAUAUCCAAGUUUGUGAUUUAAAAGUACCUCAGUCCGAUUUAGUGCCUUUUGUAAAAGAACUUAUGAUUAGACGGUGGAACAACUCGUGGUCUAAAUCCAAAGAAGUCAAAGGGAAAUGGCUAGCUGAAAUAGUCCCAGCACCUAGCACCAAGUCGUGGUUUGAAUACCAAAGAAAAUAUGUAGAAAGGGCAUUUAUUACAACUAUGUGUAGAUUGCGUAUUGGUCAUGCUCGUUUUCCUGCACAUCUCUUUAGACUAGAACUAAGUGAUUCUGCUGUUUGUGCACAUUGUAAUUUUAAUGUAUGUGAUCUCGAUCAUAUUUUUUUCCAUUGUCCUGCAUUUAAUUUACAAAGGCUGUUGUUUGUUGCCAUGUGUAUGGAUACAGGUUUGCAAGUUCUGCCAAAGUCCGUACAGGGCCUUUUGAAAUAUAAACAAUUAUAUCCUGUAAUCUAUGAAUUUGUCGUUUACACUAUUGGCAGUUUGUAA
Molecule: messenger RNA, 639 nt
Organism: Cydia fagiglandana
Lineage: Eukaryota; Metazoa; Arthropoda; Insecta; Lepidoptera; Tortricidae
Exons: 1
Coding region: 16-639 (207 amino acids)
Molecular function (GO): nucleic acid binding; RNA-DNA hybrid ribonuclease activity
Source: RefSeq, a predicted model, not a curated record